CGUACUCUGAUUAGCAUUUGACGUGACGGUAAUUUCAGUGAAGGGUGACAUUUGGGUCGGAGUGACAGCCGAACACGUGGACUGAACCGUUGACCGAACCCAAAACAUUCCUUUGGUGGAACAGAUUUCGCCUGAUCGAAAAUGGUCUGAUGGAACCACUUUCGAUUUAGCGGCUGAUUUUGACCUCGAAUUAGAUUCUGGAGCAGAUUGGAGUGGUCCCUGUGUUUACUUGAAGGCCUCUUCUGACUUCUCCUCGCGUGAAGUUUUGUGUUCCAAGCCCUACGCUUUCAUCUGUGAAUGGAAAGAUCCACCUUGUCCCACCGGUUUCACCAGACAAAGAGGGUCAAAAAAUGGUCGCAUGUGCUUGAAACUCUCUGGUGGAGACGGUCCCAAUUCUAAAGAGAUGUGUGCCAGUUCUAAUGACCUUUUGCCAAGACCAGCUUUCCCCACCUCACAUGAAGAAGCUCUAUUCUUCAAGGACAACAUGGGGACGGGUUCCGUCUGGUUGGGAAUGGAACUAGGUCCAAUGUCCAACUGGCAGGUUGCUUCUGAUGUUCAAAAGUACAAUGAUCCGUAUCCCGUCGAAUCAAACGAAAGCUUGAUUGAUCUGCGACGCUUUGGAUCUUGGCAAGAAAACUUGGUUGGCACAAAUGAUGCUUCCAAAGGAUGUCUGUCUUUUGCCAACAAUGGUCUUAUUCAACCUGAAUUUGGUGCCUCUUGCGAUGAAGCUCGCCCACCGGCUUGCGAAUAUCGGUCUUGUCUGACGAAACGUGGGUUGUCGUGUGUGUUCCCGUUCAAGUAUUUCAAUUUCACGGAGGAUGGAACCAAAUCAGAGAUUACUUACCAUUAUUGCGCCUCAUUGGACAUCUUCUCGCCAUGGUGUGCCACUGUUGUGAGUGCCACAGGAGAAGUGAUUGAAUGGGAUGAAUGUGUCAGCGAUUGUCCACAUGAACCGCCAGAAAUGGUUUGUGAAAUGGAUCCGCCAACUCCCACCAUAGUUUCUGUUUUGGGUGCUACCACGAACUUCUCAACUACUCAUGAAUUUGGAGUAGACACCGUUGUGUCAGAGUUGGAUUUUGUGGAAUAUCAUUGCCCAGAAGGUUACUACUUCAAUGGAACCAACAGGCUCACUGUCAGAGCGUUUUGCAAGAAUUGGCAAUGGGAAGUCGAUUUUGAUCCAGAGACUGUUUGCAUCCCCGUGUUAUGUACUUGUCCCCAAUGGUUCCCACCAAAGAGCAAACUAGGCACCUACAACUGGAACAACGGCCUUCCCCCUCCUACUGGUUGCAAUCAAAAUGAGCCCAAUGUGAAACAUCUAACGGAGGUGACUUACAACUGUCCAGAUGGAUUUAUGUUCAAUACAUCUGAGAGUGACGUGGCCAUCCCCGAAUCGGCAACCCUGACCUUCACUUGUAGCAAAUUUGCCAAUUGGUCUCCAGUAUUUCAACCGCAUUGCAUUCCGCGGAACUGUGUGAAUGACCCUCCUUUGAUCAAUCGAACUGCCAGAGAUUGGAUGGAUUGGGAUUUGAACAUCCGGAACAGAAGCUAUACCCAUAGCAUAAACUAUACUUGUCCAUUGAAGAAUUGGGGUUAUCCUUCAAGUGGUGAAAACCGGAUGGUGGCCACGUGUCAAGAAAAUCUCAGAUGGAAUCUGACUUCCGUCGAAAAAUGCGUUGCUCUGCCCUGCCCGAGCCGCCCUCCAAGUGCGCCAAUAGGUGGCCGCCGAUGGUAUGGGCUUCAACAGACCAAAUACAGCUGCCCUCCGGGAUAUAAAUUCGCGGACGGAUCCUACCCAUUUUUCCAUGCCAAUUGUUCGGCAGCCAAACAAUGGCAACCCCCUAACUUCCUCCCGCAAUGUGUCCCGAGGCAAUGCUCGAAUGACCCUCCACUACAUUUUCUCGGCCAAGAUUUGGAUUGGUCUUUCCGAAGUAAGACAUUGGGGACCAAAGUCACUUACACCUGUCCAUUUUUUAAAGUGACACAACAAGCCGGGUUGUCAGUCCAACAUUCUCAAUGUACUUAUGACAAGGAUACCGAUGAACUGCAUUGGUAUCCACCUAGCAUCCAAGAUUGUACGCGUAAGUCACUCAAAAUAAUUAUUUUUAAAACCUGUUCUUAAUUCCUAUUUUGCAUUCCUCUCUUGGGGUGGAAUUUUCGUUAAAUUGAGUCUAAGCAUCCACUUGGCUUUGGUAAGUAUAUAAUCCUUUUCAUUCCAUUUGGGACUAAUCCAUAUGUUCAAAGGCCAGAUCGUAAACCAUUGAAAAUGUCAUGUACGUGUUUUUAUUUGUGAUAUGUUAUGUUAUAUUCUGCCUAAUCAAAUAAAACUGUACACCGUAUUGAA
Molecule: messenger RNA, 2341 nt
Organism: Tigriopus californicus
Lineage: Eukaryota; Metazoa; Arthropoda; Copepoda; Harpacticoida; Harpacticidae
Exons: 13
Coding region: 359-2119 (586 amino acids)
Source: RefSeq, a predicted model, not a curated record